Theobroma cacao (cacao) is the source of this 1819-nucleotide messenger RNA. The record is from RefSeq and is a predicted model, not a curated record. Lineage: Eukaryota; Viridiplantae; Streptophyta; Magnoliopsida; Malvales; Malvaceae.
UUUAUACUUGGAAAAUCUUUCUAGUUUAAUCAUCCUGCUUCGGGUGUGGCUAAAUCCGUGAAUUUUGAUUCUAUGAAUUAAAUUUCUUUAGCCAUUCUACGUAAAACUUGAAAAGGAAGAUAAAAGAAUGGCGGGAAGUGAGGAACCUGAUUCCACGGAGUUGCAGAACAGCGAUUGCUCUUUCCUAUGGGAUCCUCAAACUCGUCUCUACUUCCAUGCCAGUAGUGGAUUUUACCAUGACCCAGAUGCUGGAUGGUACUAUAGCAGUAGAGAUGGUCUUUAUUACAAAUUUCAGAAUGGAAAUUAUGUGCUUUUGGACUCUUAUUACAAGGAAGGAGCUGUGGCUGAUAAAAAUGGCGAGGAGUAUUGCUCUUCAUCUCAGGGCAAUGGGAUUGGUGCUCCCGCUAAAAUAAGGAAUGUUGGUGAUGAAUCUGGCAGUGCAGGUCAGACAGAGGGUGCCUGCAAUCAAGUGCCUGAAAACCCACAGCCACCAUCAGAAUGGUUAGAAGAUACGCUAAUUGACUUAUACCUCUCUGGUUAUAACGCUGUCAAUUCUGCUGCUGAUGCAACCAUGUCUUUGGGAACAGACAACAGUGAGAACUCUAAGUUUCCUUCUGAUGGAACUGAUGAAACCUACGAGAUAGAAGAGGGCGAAUGGAUCCCAGAGGAAAAUCAUAAUUUAGCUGAUUCAAGUGAAGGGGUCCCAUAUGAAGGUGAUACAUGGGAUGAAGAGAACUGGAGGGCACAAUAUGGUCAAGUCACGCAAUCUGGGGAAGAGCCUGUGCUUGAAGUCCCAGUUGUGGAUUUAUGGGACUGGGUGAUGAUGACAGGACCAAGAAAGGAUGGAAAAGGUCAGGUGGCUAGACUGAUAGGACGGCUGGUAAAGCGGUCUGCUAAGGUUCAUCCAUCCAUGCCUUCAGGUGGCGGUCUAUUAAAAACAGCGCCUAUAUGUGAAGUGCAUCUUGAUCUGGUACGAGUUAGAACAGGGCAAGUGUACAAGUUGCGAAGUCCAAGUCCUAGGUACUUAGCUUCCUUGCCAACAUACGAUUCUUCUGACCCAACAAAAGAUUGGGGCUUCCCUGAUUUGUCAGUCAAUAAGAAAGUUUGCCACCAGUUUAAAUCUGGGCAAAAAGAUAAAUCAGAAGCAACGGGAGAGAAAGUCUUAAAAGAUUUGCCUAUAUUGUCAGAUCAGCCCUCUGCAUCUAUUAAGAAAUUUCAGCAGAGAAGCCAUGUAUACCGGGAUAGAGCUGCUGAGCGAAGAACCUUGCAUGGUGGUUUUGGUCUGGGUCCGGGACAAAAAAAUGUAGCAAUUGGUCAUGAUAGUGAUCCUACCUAUGCAGAGGAUGCCAAAGCUGAAGCCUUGAACAUGUCAUUUGGUGCUGGGAGUUAUGCCAGACGAAUUCUAGAAGGCAUGGGCUGGAAGGAGGGAGAGGCACUUGGUAGCACCACAAAGGGCUUGACAGAGCCAUUACAGCCAAUCGGAAACAUUGGUAGUGCUGGAUUGGGAUGGCCUCAAACAAGGCGCUGCUAAAAAUUACUAGGUAUCAUCUGUCUGAGAUUUGAAUUAUUUGUUCGGAAACUGCCUGCAGUCAUAGAUAUACUAGCAUCUUGUAAUUCUGACUGAAAGCUACAGCAUUUAGGUUUAAAAAUUCCUGUCCUGUUUUGCACAAACAGAAACAAGACGUCAAUUAAUCCUAGAGAAGAAGAAAAAAAAUGGCUUAUGCCUCUGUAAUGCAAUCUCUUAAGAAGCUUUUCUUCUGUGACUAAUGCCAGAUUUUUUAUACAGAGUACUUAAAUACAAGGCAAACAGAGCUUUUGC